UUCGGCCCAAGCAUCAAAUUCGAGAGAGAGAGAAAGAAAGAGGAGAUCGAGCUCACCUUACAGAGAGAGAGAGAGAGAGAGAAAAGCUAGAGAAGAUGGAACGUGGAGGCUUCCAUGGCUACCAGAGGCUUCAGAAAUCCAACUCCGGGAUGAUGGUGAGGGAGAUGAAUCAGAAUCUCACCAACAAUCCAAACCCUAAUCAGAGGCAAGAAGAUGGGCAGGAGCGUGGAGGUGAUCAGAACUCUUGCAUUGUGCGUGAACAAGAUCGUUUCAUGCCAAUAGCAAAUGUUAUAAGGAUUAUGCGUAAGGUGCUGCCGAAUCAUGCGAAAAUAUCUGAUGAUGCGAAGGAAACUGUACAGGAGUGUGUGUCUGAAUUCAUUAGCUUCAUCACUAGUGAAGCUAACGACCGUUGCCAACGAGAGCAGCGAAAGACUAUCACCGCUGAAGAUGUGCUUUGGGCAAUGAGCAAACUUGGUUUCGAUGAUUACAUGGAUCCCCUCACCCUGUACCUGCAGCGAUACCGUGAGAUCGAAGGUGACCGCGGCUCUAUCCGUGGUGAUCCAUUGAUGAAGCGAAGUGUUGAUUUGGGAACUGCCUUGAGUGUCGCAACCUAUGCACCUGCCGCAUUUCAUAUGGGUCAUCACCAGGGACUCUUUGGAGUCGGAGGACCCCACAUUGGGGGUUACUUUAGGGACCCGUCAGGUGGGGUCGGAUCUUCUCAUGCUACCAUGGCUGCCCUUGAUCCUUACGCACCGUAUAUGAAUAAGUGA
This is a messenger RNA of Telopea speciosissima, 770 nucleotides long. RefSeq names its product nuclear transcription factor Y subunit B-6. Gene Ontology annotation, molecular function: protein heterodimerization activity; RNA polymerase II cis-regulatory region sequence-specific DNA binding; DNA-binding transcription activator activity, RNA polymerase II-specific. Gene Ontology annotation, biological process: regulation of transcription by RNA polymerase II. Gene Ontology annotation, cellular component: nucleus; CCAAT-binding factor complex. The transcript is spliced from 2 exons. Lineage: Eukaryota; Viridiplantae; Streptophyta; Magnoliopsida; Proteales; Proteaceae. The record is from RefSeq and is a predicted model, not a curated record. Bases 96 to 770 code for a protein of 224 amino acids.